Microthlaspi erraticum is the source of this 1056-nucleotide messenger RNA. NCBI's taxonomy places the organism in Eukaryota, Viridiplantae, Streptophyta, Magnoliopsida, Brassicales, Brassicaceae. The record is from the annotation of a GenBank genome assembly.
AUGACUGAUCUCAGGAGAUUACAUCUCAAGGAAUGCUCAAAUCUUGUGGAGUUCCCUGAUUCUAUCGGAAAUCUUCAGAAUUUGCAAAUGAUGUAUUUGCAAAGUUGCUCAAAGCUGAAGGCCCUUCCAAUCAAUAUCAACAUGACAUCUCUUGAUGAACUUGAUCUCACUGACUGCUCGUUGUUGAAAAGCUUUCCUGAGAUUUCCACAAACGUUAGCGUCCUAAAGCUCAAAGGAACAGCAGUAGAAGAAAUUCCUCCAUCAAUCAGGUCAUGGUCUCGUCUUGAUAGUUUACAUAUGUCAUACUGUGAAAACGUUAGGAAAUCCCAGCAUGCUUUUGACCGCAUCACGGAGCUGCACUGUAGCGACACGACAGUACAAGAAAUUGCUCCCUGGAUUAAGGAAAUGUCUCGUCUACGUAAAAUUGUAAUCAAGGGAUGCACAAAGCUGGUUUCGCUCCCACAGCUUCCAGAGUCAUUAGCAAUCCUAGAUGCAGAAAACUGUGAGUCCCUUGAGAGACUAGGUCAUUGCUCUUUUAGCAAGAAAAAUUUUAUGGACCUCAACUUUGUUAACUGCUUCAAACUGAAUCGAGAAGCAAGAGACCUUAUCAUCAAGACAUCGGAAAGAGGAUGUGCAAUUUUUCCCGGAGAAAAAGUGCCUACUUAUUUCACGUACCGAGCCACUGGGAGUUCCUUGUCAGUGAAUUUGAAUGGAUAUGAGACAAAUUUUUAUACAGAAUCGAGAAUUAAAGCUUGCGUCUUGCUGGUUAAGAAGGUUGACGUCGAGGUUGGUGAUAGGAACACGGCGAGUAUAUCUUAUCGCAUCAACGACGAAAGGUCUACUCAAAUUCGGAACCAAUUCUCUUUAUCUCCAAAGGAGCAUCUGUUCGUAUUCGAACUUAAAGAAACUGUGAGUUCCACCGAAUUAGUCUUUGAGUUCGAACUCGACAAUGGAGGAUGGGAGAUUCAAGAAUGCGGGGUACGUCCUCUAGAAACCCUAGCUCACUACAACAUAGACAGCAUGUUAUGUCACUACAACAAAUAUGGGUAUUGCUAG